This is a messenger RNA of Hydra vulgaris (swiftwater hydra), 4254 nucleotides long. RefSeq names its product protein phosphatase 1 regulatory subunit 37. Gene Ontology annotation, cellular component: plasma membrane; lamellipodium. NCBI's taxonomy places the organism in Eukaryota, Metazoa, Cnidaria, Hydrozoa, Anthoathecata, Hydridae. The record is from RefSeq and is a predicted model, not a curated record. Gene Ontology annotation, biological process: regulation of Arp2/3 complex-mediated actin nucleation; cell migration. Gene Ontology annotation, molecular function: protein binding.
ACGGAUUUCAUGAUGUAGAACCCAGCUCUUCUUGAAAACAGUUAAAAAAAACAUCACAAAUUUAAAUAUCCUUAUUUAAUUUAAGUAAUAUUAAUUUAAUAUCGUUAUCAAGAUACAUGAAGAAAUUUGCUAAUAAAAUAAUUUACCUUGAGGUGCAUAGCUUGUUUUUAGGUUAUUUAUAGAACUUGAUCAAUGAUUUAAAUGGAAAACUUUGACCUUGCAUUAGAAGCUGGUAAAGAAGAAUUAGCUUUGGAUCGGCCUCCGUGUAGCAAGAAGCAUAUAGAGUAUUAUGGAAACGAGUUGUCAGAGAAUGGAAUUUUACUAACUAAAAAAUUUGGAGAGUCCGAUAUCUCUAUUACUUCAACAAAGUUACAUUCAUUUUCUGAUGAUAUUGAUUCAAGUUUAGUUAGUAAUAUAAGUGUUAAUAACCUUUGUGAAAAAGAUAUUGGUUUUGAAAAAUUAAAUAAUUUUGAGUAUGAUAUUGAUAAACAUCAAAGUUCUUGUAAUGUUAAUCAAGAUCAACCUCCAUUAUUUGAUUUAAUAUCUAAUAAUAAAAAUCCUGUCCAACAUGAAUUAUUAACAAUACAAUCUUCAGUAGAAACUGAAAUUUUAUCAUUGCCACCAACAAACAAUAACAGUUUAGAGAAAAUUAAAAAAAUUGCAGAGAGAAAAGGUGGAAAAAAUCCAUUAGUAUCUUGUUUAAAGUCAAAGAAACACGAAGAUGUAGAAAAUGGUAGUGAAACUGAAAUAAAAGUUUCAAAUAAACCUAAAAAAAUAACUUUUGUAGAAGGUGAAAAAAUUGUAUCCGAAUAUAUUGAGCCUUAUGAUCCAUGGUUAAAUGCACGAACACCUACUCAUACUGAAGUAAUUUCAUUUUACCGAAAUACUUGUCAAAAGCUUCGUUGUAAACCAUUAGAGAAAGUAAUAAAACAAUUUCAGGAUGUUCCCGAUCUUUCACAAAGAGCUGGAACUUUAGUGCUUCGAGGUUCACGGUUGGACAAUAAAUCAUGUGAAGCAUUAGAAACAAUAUUUAAAAGAGUACAAUAUGAAAAUUUGGAUAUUGAGAACUGUUCUCUUGAAGAAGAGGGAGCUUCAGCAUUAAUUGAAAUGAUUGAGUUUUAUCGUACUACCUGUAAAUUGAAUAUAGCAUGUAAUCCUAAAAUUGGUGUUAGAGGAUGGCAAGCAUUAUGUCGUAUGCUAAGAAAGACACCUUGUUUAACAUAUUUAGAUGCUAGAAGGACAUUAUUGACAGAUGUAACAAUGGCAUGUUUUGGUAGAUGUUUAAAAGCUGAUCCCUACCUUAAAGUAUUGCAUUUAGAAGGAGUUUUUUUGUCAGGAAGAUCCCUUCUUAUUCUUACAACUGCCAUGAAGUACAAUCACAUAUUGGAAGAAUUAUAUAUCGGUGACAAUGAUUUGACUUCAAGUGAUGGUCCUCCACUUGGUGCAAUGCUUACUUAUAAUACUACUUUGCAGUUGUUAGAUAUUCGAAAUAAUCCGAUUAAAGAUAUUGGUCUUGCUCAUAUUAGCAAUGGACUAUCAGAUCAAGCAGAUCAACCAUUUGGUGGUGGACUUUGUUCUUUAAUCAUUUGGAACACUGGAUUAACUCAUGAAGGCAUGAGUUAUCUUGCAGAAGGUUUGAUCAAAACAAGAUCAAUUAAAGCAUUAAACCUCGGACAAAAUCGGAUUGGUGAUUUAGGAAUGCAAAAGCUCAAACAUGGACUUAUAAAAAAUAAAUCACUUAAAAAGAUUGGAUUUUUAAAUACUAAAAUUGGGAGUGAAGGUGCAGUUGCAUUGGCUGAGGUGUUAGCUGAUAGCUUAACUUUAACUAGAAUCGAUCUGAGGGGUAAUGAGUUGCAAGUGGCAGGUUUAAUGGCAUUUUCAAUGGCUCUGAAAGUAAAUCAAUCUUUAACAAAGCUUGAUUUAGAUAAAGCUAUAAAGAAGGAGCCGGGAAUGGAGUCAGUUAUUCAAACAGUAUUGGUUGAUAUUUAUAAUUAUUGUCAUCGAAAUAAACAGCUUAAUACGUCUACUAUUCCGUUUUCUGUUAGCCUUUCAUCUUCAGAAUCCAGUUGUAGUUUAGCCAAUAAUAUUGUUGGUAAAGAUAUUUUUCACCCAGAGGAAUUAAAACAACCUAUUAUUCCAUUCAGUCCUGUUCAGAACAAAGAAGAUAAUUUUAACGAACAACUAAACAAUCAUACAACUACAGAAACAUCUUCAGAUUUAUUGCAAAAUAACACUGACUCUGUAAUCUCAGGUUCUGUUCAGAAACCACAAAACAGCUUAAAUCUUACAAAACCAAAUGAUCAGCUGUCAAAACGUGAGUCUAGGUUUUCAGUAACAAAAAUUUUAGAUACUUUGGGUAAUCAUGCUGCAGAUGUAGCAAAUAAAAUUGCAAAUAAUGUGGCAAAUAUUGACUUACAGUUAAAGCGAAAUAAUUCUAAAGAACAAUUCGAUGCUAAGAGUUUUGAAUUACCUAAUGUAUAUAAUAGUAAUACAGAACAUGAAAACCAACUGUCUUUUAAAAACACUUCUGACGAUUGUUCUUUUGAAGUCACUUCAGACAAACUCGCUUCUGAAGUUAAUACAGACAAUAACUUCUCUGAAGCUAUAUCAAAUAAUCAUGCUUCUGAAGUAAUUUUAGACGAUCAUCAUUCUGAAGCCAAUCAUAAUUCAACAAGUAUUCUGCAGUUAGAAAAUGAUAAUGAAUUUAUUUUCAUGAAAAGUAGUGAAAAUGAAAAUGCAUUUGAUAGAAUUGAUAAUUUAAAUCUAUCUUCGCAAGUUGAUAAUAGUCUUUGUUUUAUUGAAAUGAGAACUUCUGGUGACUUUUCUUCUUUAGAAGAACACUUGACAUUAAAAACUUCAGGUGAUAAUUUUUUUAAAGAAGAACAUAUGAUAAAAAAAACUUAUGAUGAUAUUUCUAUAAAACAAGACUUAGUUUUGAAAAGCAAAAUUUUGAACACCAGUAUACAUAAUGAUGAUACAUUAAUCAAGACACCUAGUAUAUUGUUAACAGACACAACUUUUAACGAUUUAGAAAAAACAACUAAACUCCAAACAACACAAGGUUUAUUAAAAACUGAUUUAAAAGAUUUCUGUGAUGAACUUGAGGGUGAUUCAUUUUCAGUUACAUGUAAUUUAGACAGUGUAUCGCCCUCCAGUACUUCUUUUUCUAUCAAUUUUUUUACUACAGAAAUGCUUGAUAACACUUAUAAUCUUCCAGCAAAAGGUAAUGACAACGAGGACUUAAACGAACCGAAAGUAAUCUCUGACAACGUGUUUGCUUUGCGUGAAUUUAAAUGUGAAUCUAUUAAUCAGAGCUUAUGACGUAAUCUUUUUUGAGGCAAUCGAAUAAAUUUACCGACGGUCAUCAGCUAUUACUGAAGUUCAUCAGCCUAUUAUAGGAUAAAGUUUUGCUGAAGUUGUUUAAAAGUGCGUUUUAAACAUAACGCCAUUUUCUCCCUAAAUUUCGUUUGCAUUUAAGCAAAAGAGUUGUUUUAUCAUCUUUUUCGCACAUUUUAAAACAAAUUUAGUUAUUCUUUCCUUUUAUCUCCAUGAAUUAGCGAAGAAAAAAAAGCUUGCAUUACAUAAUCUUUUGCAAUAAAUUCACAAUUAACUCGCAGCUAAUUUUUUAAUGACUACUUUGUUUCAUAGAUUUAAUUCUAAUAUAUUUCAGUGGCGUAUAUAUCUAGUUUUGAGAGCGAACAUGUAUAGAUGCGUUUCUUAAAUUUAAUAUUUUUCUAUUGAGAGGGUAUUAAACAAUCAAGUUUUCUUUAACAUUUACCUUAAUAACCCUCUCAAAUACGCCACUAAUAUAAUUUGAUAGUUUUUAAUAGUAUAUUUGGUAGUUUCUUUUGACAAACAUUAUUUGCUGCAUUAACUUAUAAAAUACUAAAAUAAAAUCCUUUACAAUAAGUUUUCAAAUUCAAUAUAUAUAUAUAUAUAUAUAUAUAUAUAUAUAUAUAUAUAUAUAUAUAUAUAUAUAUAUAUAUAUAUAUAUAUAUAUAUACAUACACACACGUUUAUAUAUAUAUACUAUUUUUUAUAAAUUUUUGUCAUAAUGGUGUUAAAAUUUUUAUAAUCUUUAAAUUAUUAAAUGACAUUAUUUUAUACUUAUUGUCACUUAACACUCGAUAUAUUGUAUAUAGACUUUAAAUUCUUUUUAAGAAACACAGUAUGAUUUUUUACAAAAGUUUAUAACAGGUUUAUAACAGGUUGUAGUUUAUCAUCUUUGCGUUAUACAAGUGCAGUCGCAUGAAA